AUGGGCAAGCGAUUAAAUUGGGGUGUAGCCGGUGUUGGGAUGAUCGCUCAUGACUUCCUAACAGCGAUGGCGUCUCUGUCGCCUGAACAACACAAGGUUACAGCUGUGGCUGGUAAAGACUUGGAUCGUGUUUACAGAUUGGCCACGCUCCAUAACAUAAGUACGGCCUAUGAAGGCUACGAUGCCAUCGCAGCGGACAGUACAAUUGACAUUGUUUUCGUCAGCGUCCUAAACUUGCAACAUUACGAUCGCGGGAAAAAAAACUGUUUCUCCUCGAAGGGAUGUGGUCGAGGUUUUUCCCUGCAUACGACGCUUUGGACAAGCACAUCACUAGCGGCGGUCUUGGGCGACAUAUAUCAUAUAAACGUGCAAUUCGGCGUGGAAAUUAAUGAUAUUGAAAGAAAUCUGAUGAAAGAUUUGGGCGGAGGCGUCGUAUUGGAUCUAGGUAUAUACAUGUUGCAAUUACUGCAGUUCAUAUAUAAGGAACCGCCAACAGAUAUCAUGUGUACCGGGCACUUAAGUAAGACGGGAGUCGACGAAUCUAUGUCCUGCGCAUUAAAAUAUAAAGACGGUAGAACGGCCACCAUUGCGGCUCAUACUAGAACAUCGCUCGCUAACAGAGCGGAAAUAAAUGGUACUAAAGGAACCAUACAUCUAGACUAUUUUUGGUGUCCAACUGUUUUACACAUAUCAGCAGCGAACAGCACCGAAUGGACGUUGCCGAAGGGCAAAUACAAGUUUCAUUUCCACAACAGCGCGGGACUUGCUUACCAGAUACAAGAAUGUUGGGACUGUAUUAACAACGGUUUGCUCGAGAGUCCGAAGAUGAGUUUAGACGAGAGUAUACUUUUAUCUAAACUCUGUGACACGAUGAGAACACAACUAGGAGUGCUCGACUCCUAG
Danaus chrysippus (African queen) is the source of this 903-nucleotide messenger RNA. The record is from the annotation of a GenBank genome assembly. Lineage: Eukaryota; Metazoa; Arthropoda; Insecta; Lepidoptera; Nymphalidae.